ACGCGGUCAAGCCCUUUAUCCCGGGGUAUCGCGGCGGCGGCGGCAGGCCAAAGCAGUCGAUGCAGACCGGCGGUGCCGUGGCCAGCCUCGAGCGCGCAGUCGGGAGCAAUCGAAGCCGGAGCGGCGGCAUGCAGCGGGCAUGGAGGCGGGCGGGCCGCGGCGGCGCCUCGUGCACCUGGACCUGAAGGGCGCCCCGCCCCGCGCCUCCUACCUGGCGGAGGUGCUGCCGCUGCUCCGCGCCCUGGGCGCCACCGGGCUGCUGCUGGAGUACGAGGACACCUUCCCCUACGCGGGGCCGCUGGAGCCGCUGCGGGCCCCGCACGCCUACAGCCCCGGGGAGGUGAGGGCGGUGCUGAGCCAGGCGAGGGCGCAGGGGCUGGAGGUGGUGCCGCUGGUGCAGACCUUCGGGCACAUGGAGUUUGUGCUGAAGCACAAAGAGUUUGCUCAUCUCCGGGAGGUGAAGAUGUUUCCCAACGCCCUCAACCCACACAAGGAGGAGUCGCGGGCACUUGUCAGAGCCAUGAUUGACCAGGUCAUGGCGCUGCACGAAGACUUAAAAUGGUUUCACAUCGGCUGCGAUGAGGUCUACUACCUCGGCGAAGGAGAGGAGUCAAAGCAGUGGCUGCAGCAACAAGACAACACUCCAGAGAAGCUGUGCUUAUCCCACAUAAAAGCAGUUGCAAGUUGUGUGGCCUCAUCUUACCCCACUGUGACGCCCGUCGUGUGGGAUGAUAUGCUCAGAGGGAUAAGUGAGGAAACAUUGGCAGGUUCUGGGGUCCCACAGCUUGUGCAGCCAAUGAUCUGGGACUAUGCAGCAGACCUCGAUGUGGAGGGCAAAGUGCAUCUCAUAGAGAAGUAUCGUAGAUGUGGCUUCUCCAAGGUGUGGUUUGCUAGUGCUUUUAAAGGGGCUACGGGAGUGAAUCAGUCUCUAACGCUUAUCGGACACCACUUAAAAAACCAUCUUCAAUGGCUGGAAGUGGCAAGCAGUAGCCCCGCUGAUGUCCUUGAAGGUAUCGCGCUGACUGGCUGGCAAAGGUAUGAUCACUUCUCUGUUUUGUGUGAGCUUCUCCCUGUGGCAAUUCCAUCGCUGGCUGUAUGCCUGCAGGCACUAAAGAAUGGUGGCUAUUCUGAAAAGAUUAAAGAAAAUGUGGAAAAGCUCCUGGGAAUGUCCAACCUGGAAACUGAUACUUUCAUGAGCACAAGUCUGGGGACCUUUCCUGGGAGCAAUAUCCUUACACUUGUGACGCAAGUUAGUUUCUACCUCAAGUCAUCAGUGGAUGAACUUCUUGAAAGGAACAGAUAUGUCACAGGCUGGUUCAGCCCCUACCACAGAAAAAGGAAGAUGAUUCAUCCUAUAAUAAUGCAUCACUUUCAGCCAGAUGCAGUAAGUCUUCUCUCCAAGUGGAAUGCUGUGGUGCAAGACCUCCAAACAGCCAUGGAGCAAGUUUUCCACAAGUGUACUGUAGAGGAGUGGAUGGAGGAGAACGUCCACCCCAGCCUACAGAAGCUGCAGCAAGUGGUGGAUGAUUUAGAUGAAGCAAUAAAAGCACAAAAUUAGGGGCAUUUCAAUUAGUCGGUCUUAUUCCGUGGGAAAACAUGGGUAGCAGAAAUCAGCAACUAGUCAUACAGCUAGAGAUUGUCAUCUUGAGAGUUGAAGCAAGAGUCUGUGAUUAAACAAAAGUGACCUGAAGGCAUAAAGGAAUUUAUUAGUGUAAUAGGCUUCAACUCUAUUUUAAUUUUCCUGUCUUAACACAUUGCUGAGCCUUAAAUCACCUGCCCUGUAAGUCAGAUUUGCUCCCCUUGCAUAACAGAAUGCAGAAGUGAGUCAGAACUCAGCUAUAUUACAAGGCAGGAAAAAACCCCAGUUUCUUCCAAAUUUAGUAUUUGUAGUAGUAGACUUUCUUACAUAACAAUGACCUGGAAAAGUUCUACAAGUUCUACUCUAGUCAGUAGCCUACAUGUCCUCCCUUUGCAAUUUCCAUAAAAAGAAAGAUUUAGGAUACUUUAAACAUGCUUUAGGUCCUUAUGUUCUGUACUGUGCCUCCUUCAUCUUUCAGCUAUGUUCAGAGACGUGUCCUACCGUUCCAUCACAAGUCCUUCCCACAGCAUAUAGCAGUUGAUUCGUUCCAGAUUUUGUUUUGGACUUCUUCAGUCUUUAAAAUACAUAAAACCAUCAGUCUUAAAUCCAGCUUUGAUUAGCUUGAGAUCAGGAAAUGAACAUCCAGCUUUUUUGCAGAAGUCUGAGCAAGGAACUGCUGUCUAGAUGCUCACAAGGUUACAGCAGACGCAUGAAAGAGGACAUGUACCAUCACAGUACAGAGCAAGAGGGAGCUCCAGAAAAGGCGCUUGUUUACCAAUAGUGAAGGUGACACUUAGGACUUUGAGGGAAAACUGCCUUAACACAUUGGGCUUCUUGACUUUUUACCAAAGCACCAUCUAAGCUAAGCGUAGCUUCGUCCCCGCAGGAAAGCACCAACCCAGUCACUUUAAGGCAUCUACUUCACUAUGUAACACCUGACUGAGACUGCAGGUUCAUCCAUGCUUGGAGCAUGACUCAAGUCUACUGAAUGUGAGGGAAAAAUGCUAAGUUUUAUUCUGCUCUAGUGUUGAACUUUUAAUAAUGUAUAGCAAUAUAUUUUGUGGACUUAACUGGAGCAUUAAUAUAAUCACCACAAGGGAAAAUAAUUCAGAAGUCUGGUAGUUAAGUAUACUACCAUGAAUAUUCAAAAUAUUCUUUACUUGUUUGCUUCAUCUAUUGCUUUCUUGAAAGUCUUACUUUGGAAGCACAGGUAUUGAAAUUUUCUUGGAACAAUCUAUAAUAAAGAGUAUAGCUCUAGAUACAGAAAGUACAAGAAGUACAGCAUGAGACAAAUCUUUAACUUAUUUAAUGAGCACUACAGGAGUUAGGUCCACAUGCAGAUUUUUAUCUAAAAAAGAAUCAAUUGCUAUGUAUACCUUAAUUACAGAAGUCACAUACCUUGAACUAAACAAGAUCUUAAUUUAUUUUACUUUAAUAAAUCCUUUGAUACUCAAAAUGUUUGUGGAAACUUGCCUUUGUUUUGCAUGCAGCAUGUUGGUUUGGUUUAAAGGGCAGAAAAUGCAAA
Molecule: messenger RNA, 3104 nt
Organism: Gymnogyps californianus (California condor)
Lineage: Eukaryota; Metazoa; Chordata; Aves; Accipitriformes; Cathartidae
Gene: HEXD
Product: hexosaminidase D
Exons: 12
Coding region: 140-1558 (472 amino acids)
Biological process (GO): carbohydrate metabolic process
Molecular function (GO): hexosaminidase activity
Source: RefSeq, a predicted model, not a curated record